Messenger RNA from Trichophyton rubrum CBS 118892, 897 nucleotides. RefSeq lists its product as uncharacterized. Gene Ontology annotation, molecular function: medium-chain fatty acid-CoA ligase activity. The record is from RefSeq and is a predicted model, not a curated record. Gene Ontology annotation, biological process: fatty acid metabolic process. NCBI's taxonomy places the organism in Eukaryota, Fungi, Ascomycota, Eurotiomycetes, Onygenales, Arthrodermataceae. The transcript has a single exon. Bases 1 to 897 code for a protein of 298 amino acids.
AUGACAGGAAACAUCCAGGCUACCUAUUCCCUUACGAGCGAUGACCGAACCUAUCUUGUCAUGCCUCUAUUUCACGUACACGGACUCCUCGCUGCUUUCCUUGCCCCGUUGCAGUCCGGAGGUUCUGUCGUUGUACCGCCCAAGUUCUCUGCCUCUGAGUUCUGGUCGGAAUUUAUCACCUACAAGGCCAAUUGGUAUACGGCAGUGCCAACCAUACACCAGAUCCUUCUUAAGCACCCAUUCCCAUCCCCGAUGCCGAAGAUCCGAUUCAUUCGCUCAUGUUCGUCACCGCUAUCUCCCAAGACGUUCCACGAAAUUGAGAGUGCGUUCGAUGCUCCUGUUCUAGAAGCAUAUGCCAUGACUGAAGCCUCUCAUCAAAUGACCAGCAAUCCACUCCCACCGGGAAAGAGGAUGCCUGGAAGUGUUGGCAUUGGUCAAGGUGUGGAGAUCCGUAUCCUGGACGAUAAUGGCAAGGAAGUUCCCCAGGGCUCCGAGGGAGAGAUCUGUGUACGAGGUGAAAACGUCACCAAGGGCUAUCUCAACAACCCUGCUGCCAAUAAAUCGUCCUUCACCAAGGAUGGCUUCUUCCGUACCGGCGACCAGGGUAAGAAGGACCAAGACGGCUAUGUCUUUAUCACCGGUCGAAUCAAGGAGUUGAUCAACAAGGGUGGAGAGAAGAUCAGCCCUAUUGAGCUGGACAAUGUCAUUGCCCAGAAUCCGCAUGUCGCCGAAGCCGUCUCCUUUGCCAUCCCAGACAACAUGUACGGUGAGAAUAUCGGCGUGGCUGUCGUUCUCAAGAAAAAGGGAAGCAUAUCAGAGGACCAGCUGAAGUCUGAGAUUGCACCGAAGGUCGCUAAGUUCAAGGUUCCUCAGAGAGUGAGUAUACAAAAGCCGUAA